CAGCAGUGAUUCAAGUCUUGACAAACUUAUUUAAAAUUCUCAACUCAAUACAGCGAAUCAUGGAAAUUAAAUACUCAAAUCUUGAAAAUAUUGAACUUAUUGUUCAUGGCGGGUUUGGGAGUGUUUAUAAAGCAGUUUGGAAAGAUGGUCCAAUUGUGGAGGAUAAACAAGCUUGGGAUUUGAAUAAAUCUGAAUGUAAUCUAACUUGGAAAGACAUCAUAGAAAUAUUAAGCAGAAUUAGCGAAGGACUGGAUUCUAUUUAUGAUUCAAAAUACUAUCUACACAGUGGCAACAUCUUGAAUGAAAUUUACUCUGAUAAUAUUAUCGGAUCAGUAAUUUCAGAUUUUGAGGUUUUACUUGGUAAAGAGUUCACUAAAGCAGCAGUUAUUUAUGAGUUUGGAAUGAUAAUGUCAGAAUUGAUUAGUGGUGAACACCUUUUGUUAAUAGGGAAUUUAGAUUUUGAUGAAUUUGAAUUUAGCAAAGAUGAAUCGAUCAAAGUUAAUGAGGAUAAAUCAAGUGAAUUUAAUGAUGAUGAAUUAAUAAGGGAAACAUUUAGCCAGAAAAGCGAAAAUAAAUGGCAAGCACAAUUAGCAGAAUUGGCUACUAAUCCAACACUCAUGAAAAGAUCGCAAAAUAUGCUUACCAGUAAAUGACUCGGUUAUUCAUUGUAUCUUUCUCGAAAAUUUACUGUUGACGAAAGAAUAAACUAAAAUUAACUGACUAAUAAGACUUGCAUAUAUUUAAACGAAGAAAAAUUUCAUAAUUUCUCAAUUAACAAUUUAUG
Messenger RNA from Rhizophagus irregularis DAOM 181602=DAOM 197198, 784 nucleotides. The record is from RefSeq and is a predicted model, not a curated record. Lineage: Eukaryota; Fungi; Glomeromycota; Glomeromycetes; Glomerales; Glomeraceae.